AUGGCCCCCAAAAGGAACGGGGACAUUCGAAGCUUCUUCGCAGGUUCCCAGGCAUCAAAACCAUCAGCCUCGUCCACGCGGAGCUCGCGCGCAACGGUGCCGGCUCCAGGAACCCCGGAGCCACGAAGCCGCGACGAUGCCAAACCUGCAAGACCUGCAACUGCCUCCCUCUCCCCAGCACCCGACCUUCCAUCCACACCUCCCUCCAUGGGCUCCCCAACCCCGAGGGCCCCCAUCAGCCGCGACGUCGUCAUCGCAGCUUCCGAUGAUGACUUCGAUGACUCGGACGACGACUCGCUGCCGGAUGUGCUGAUGCGCAAUACCGGCCCAGCCCUGGCACGGCAGCAGAGGUCAGGCCCAACGGCAACAGCAGCAGCAUCCUCCGCCCGGCCCGGCCUGCUCGAGACACCCCGUGCGAAGCGGACGGCCGACGCGCACGACUUCCACUCAUCACCACUCACCAUCCAGAGCAAGAAGCAUAAGCAGGAUAUCCAAGCCCUGCUGGAGUUCAACCGUCAGGACGCCAAGACCCGGGCCUCUGCUCAGCGCUUCUCCGCCAUGCUGGAGCACGAGGCUGAGAUCCAGCGUGGGGCUGCCGGCCCAGGCGACCCGGAGCAGGACCCGCACUGGCAACAGGACAGGGCGGCGGUUGCGCUCAAGGAGCACAUAAUGGAGGUCGCCACGGCUGCAGCCAAGGACGAGGGAGCAGCAGACCAAGAUGGUGUCCAGAACAAGAUGCGGGUCGUUAGAGCCCUGCAACGCGCCGACGUGGGCGGAGAAAGGAAGCUGUACUACUUCUUCGGACAAGACGAGCCCGAGUCGGAUAUUGUGGGCAGGAAAUUCCCCAGGGCCAAGGCAAAGGGCCCGUGGGCUGUGCUUGACGACGCGCAGGAUCGCGGGAGACAUUUUGCGAGUGGCUUCGCUUACGACAUCCAGAAGAAGCUAGGGAAUCUUCCAGAUGAGAUAUUCCUCUGGGUUCUGGACGAACUAUGCUCAGAAAGGCGAAAGGCGUUGCAGUCCGAGUAUGUCAAGCUGUUGAGCAGUUGCGGCCACCACACGACCCGCCUCGUCACGCCAGCGCUCCUGCAACGGGUGUUCACGCAGCUCGGCGCGACAAAAGACGUCGACAACCUGAUGAGCCCCGUCACUUUGAGAGAGGAGAGCUGGCAGCCGUAUGCGAACAGGGAUUGGUCUUGCGUCGAAAGCAUCCUCGACUUGGUUGGGGCAUUGGCACCGAACCUCACUCCAGCCGCUCGCUCCACGGUGAUGCAAAUCCUUCUGCGCCUGGGCAUGGACAGCUUGGCAGUAGAGAAUUUCGGGUUCACUCAGAGGUGGCGGGAGUCAGUGGAUCUCGUCGCCCGCAGCGUGCCCGACGCGGACUGGACCUCAUUCUGCCAGGAGGUCUGCCACUCGGUGUACCAGAGCUCCCCGAGGGCCACGACGCGGCUGCGGGCCGUGGCUCUCUUGGCCCCCGCCGCUCCGGGUGGUGCCCACACCGCGGCGCUCCAGACACGCACCCUCGACCUCAAGCGGCGGCUGGCAUCCGUGUUUUUCUUUGACGACCUCCAGCGCGCGGACAAACAGCCUGAGGACACGGUCAACAUCCGCGCCGUCAUCGACCGGCUGGAGGAGGCGGACGAGUUUCAAAUCAACCAGGACACGGACUACCACGAGUUCGAGGCGCUGAUGAUGAUGCUCAACGCCGCUCUAGGUGACGCGUCCAGGCAGCAUGACCGGGCCGAGAAGUCGGCAGUCAGCUUCGACGCCGAGGUCGACGAGCUGGCCGAGGGUCUCAAGAGCAUGCUGACACGUGUGGCGCCGCUCAACAGGGGUCUGCACGUCUCUAGGAUCGAGGCCAAGAAUGCGAUGGAGCUGCUGCGUGAGAGGCUGGUAUAUCAGGUCAGGAUCAAGCCAAUCCCGAAGAAAAAUAUCUUUGGUGUGCAUGAGGACGUGGAAGAGGACGUGUCUUUGCCGAAGCAGAGGGAUUUCAUGAAGGGUUUCCUCAGGAAAAAAGGAGGUUCGGAUGUCAAAAUGGAGACAGAGAUGCACUCCAGGGACACCGUGAUGGCUGGGUGA
Messenger RNA from Diaporthe batatas, 2076 nucleotides. RefSeq lists its product as uncharacterized. The record is from RefSeq and is a predicted model, not a curated record. NCBI's taxonomy places the organism in Eukaryota, Fungi, Ascomycota, Sordariomycetes, Diaporthales, Diaporthaceae. The transcript has a single exon. The coding region runs from base 1 to 2076 and encodes 691 amino acids.